Amoebophrya sp. A120 is the source of this 2047-nucleotide messenger RNA. NCBI's taxonomy places the organism in Eukaryota, Dinophyceae, Syndiniales, Amoebophryaceae. The record is from the annotation of a GenBank genome assembly.
AGCGUCUCAAACAAAAUUUCGUACAACGUGUGGACAACACAGCGUCUUGUAGUUCGUCGUAAACAUCGUUGAAAGGAGAGCGGAGCCCUGUACACAGCAUUCUGCUCUUGCAAACGUUAUCGUUGAAGGCAUGAAAAUGAUAUUUCUUGUAGUCAUUGAUUUACUUGGACUUGGUCUUAUUUCCUGAUGUGCGUGGCAAGCUUAUCCGCAUUAUUUUUCAAAAUUGGCACGAACACUACCACUAGAGUUUUUUUUCGACACUUCUUGUCUUGACAAAAGCCAGCCUCAAAAUGGUUGUGUGGACGAUCUCUACUUCGAAGCUGGUUCCGGUGGUUCUACUGUCGGGCGCGGCCCUCGUGUUCGGCGAGAUGCACACCCCCUCGGCUCCUCCGGCUCAAGCGGAAGAAGCGGGCUCCGUCGAGAACUCCCCCUCCCCGCGUUCUUUCGCGCAAACGAAGAAGGUUUCCACGGGUGAGGAUCCGCCACAGCCUGUGUUUUCGGCGAACGUGACGCUCGCACUGCAGGUGGUGAAUGAUCCGCUGACGCCGAUUGCCAGCGUCCUGGAAAUCUUCAAGGCGUCCCGGAAUGUGGUACUUACUAUAGUAGACGCUAUCUCUAUAACUAAUAUAGUAAUAAAAAUCUUCGUAAAAAUAACUACUUUGUAGUACAACUACGAAGCGGCCGUCGCCGCUAAUUUGGUCUUUGCGCUUCACUUGUAAUCGCUCCUUUGCAUCAGCAUGUCAUCGCUUCACAAAUAAUUUUCCUCGCAGCUACUUUUGCGUGCGGGUGCGGACGCGGAUGGGAGUGGCAUGGUGUCCAAUCAGGAGACGAAGGACUGGUGUGCGAAAAGCUGUUCGAAUAUGGAAACGUCAGGUGGGAAAUUAAUCAGCAAAAAGGAAAUAUGAAUAAUAGUUCGUCAUGCAUAGCAAGAAUCGAUAGCGGUUGGAGCUGAACCAAUCGAUAGCAAGUCGGUUCCCACUCGUCCGUGCCGCCCGUAAAAAGUCAUGCGAAAAGCGCAACACGAAGCCGGCGCGGAAAUAUUUCUCACGCUUGGCUGCGCAUUACAGACGAGAAAUCACUAUUCACAACUCAGCAUUACAAGUUUCCAGACCCAGAUCCAUAUUUGCAUUUGAUAGAGCCGGUGCAAGCACAAGUCCAAGCGAAACAGCUCCUUGCGCAGCUUGUCCGCGUGCGAGACAGCCAUGCUCUUGAACAUUCGCCGAAAUUUUUCCUUGGCAGAAAGCUUUUUCCCGGUUAAUUGGCUGAAGUAUUACAAUGAAAAAUGCCCCCACCUCAGAAAUUGGCAGCAUUUGCAUUGCUAACCUUUCCAAUACAAACUUUCCCCGUCUUGCAUAUAUCAGCAUCACAAAUUUUCCAUGCUGAAUAGCGUAAAUUUGUGUUGCAAAGGAGCCCAACAGCAGCCGGAUCUGUCAGGCAGAAGAUACCUUGCGCACCUAGAUUCUGCAUCAGAAAGACUCGUAGUCCCUUCAUGCAUAGACAAAAAGUUUUUCAUUUGAAAACCUUAUGCAUGAGAAACUUUUGCAAAUUCCGGGGUGGGGGCAUUUUUCAGUGCAAUAUGAAACGGUUGGGGUCCAGGCGCGCGUCGACGUGGUCUCGGGACCGUUCCACCCCGGAAUCGCUGCUGUUCUUCUGCGUUACGCCAAACUGCUCCAGCUCGGAGAUGAGGGAGUCGGUGGGCAGGAUGCCCAGGGUCAGAUACAUGGACCCGACAUCGUAACUGAACGCUUGCUUCCCGCGACUCGCGGCCUGGGCCGCAGUGGCGGCCUCGACGCUGCCCUGGGGCACGGCAAUCUGUGCGGCUGCGGACGAGGCCCCCGAGGGAGGCGGAUUGUGAUAAAUACCCGCCCCGGAAGAAAGGGUCGACGGGCGGGUGCCCGUGGCCGCGGUGGACGAAAGAUUCGUACUUCGUGACGGGAUGUCAAGUGGAAAAAUGUCCGGGUCUGGAAGAUUGGAGGACUUGUCAUGCACAUUUUGCAUGAUCCACGAUAUGUGUGACGUAUGCGCUAGCUGCAUCACAGAUUUUGUG